Molecule: messenger RNA, 1671 nt
Organism: Arachis duranensis
Lineage: Eukaryota; Viridiplantae; Streptophyta; Magnoliopsida; Fabales; Fabaceae
Product: carboxypeptidase SOL1
Exons: 14
Coding region: 182-1468 (428 amino acids)
Biological process (GO): proteolysis
Molecular function (GO): metallocarboxypeptidase activity; zinc ion binding
Source: RefSeq, a predicted model, not a curated record
UUAUUCAGCUAGUUCUUGUUGUUUAACUCUGGACUUUCUAAAAUUGCAAGUUCUUCUAACUGCUACUUUGUUGUUGGUACUUGAAGAUUUUGAUAAGUGUAUUAAUACAAGUCAUGCGAGGCAUUUGCUCGAGGACGAUGUAAUAAGGACUCAGACAAGUGUUGAUUUGGCCAAAGGAUACAUGACAAAUGCUGACCUUGAAAAGGCCAUCAAGCAAUUCGGACAAAGAUGCAGCAACAUUUCUAGGAUAUACAGUAUUGGGAAGAGUGUGCAUGGAUUUCCACUGUGGGUGAUAGAGAUUUCUGACAAGCCAGGAGAAGAAGAGACUGAACCUGCAUUUAAGUAUAUUGGAAAUGUACAUGGAGAUGAACCUGUGGGCCGUGAGCUUCUUAUAUAUCUGGCUAAUUGGUUAUGUGACAACUAUUUGACAGAUCCUCUGGCAACAUUGAUCGUGGAGAAUGUUCACCUUCAUAUACUUCCAUCAAUGAACCCUGAUGGGUAUAGUUUAAGAAAACGUGGUAAUGCAAAUGAAGUUGAUUUGAACCGGGAUUUUCCUGACCAGUUCUUUCCCCUGAAUUAUAAUGAGGAUUCUCGGCAACCUGAGACAAGAGCCAUAAUAAAUUGGGCGAAGGAUAUUCGAUUCACAGCAUCUGCCACUUUGCAUGGGGGAGCACUUGUGGCAAAUUAUCCUUGGGAUGGAACUAAAGAUAGAAGUACGAGCUAUUUUGGAUGUCCCGAUGAUGAGACAUUUCAGUUCAUGGCAAGUAUAUAUAGUCACUCUCACUACAACAUGUCUACAAGCAAGGAAUUUCCUGGGGGGAUUACAAAUGGAGCAUCUUGGUACCCAAUAUAUGGAGGAAUGCAAGACUGGAACUAUAUACAUGCCGGAUGUUUCGAAUUGACUUUGGAAGUCAGCGACAAUAAAUGGCCUAAUGCUGCCGAGCUUCCUAUCAUUUGGAGAUACAACAAGAUGAGCCUGCUUAAUCUUGUUGCAAGCCUUGUAAAGACCGGAUUGCAUGGAAGAAUAUAUUCUUCGCACGAUGGAAGGCCGUUACCAGGCAUUAUUUCCAUCACAGGAAUAAAUUACACGGUUAGAGCUGGAAAAACCUUUGCUGAUUAUCAUCGCUUACUUGCCCCAAAAGAUAAAUAUGAAGUGGUGGCAACAAUGCCCGGGUACAAAUCGAAGAACACAACUAUAUGGUUGGAUGAAGGAGCUGUGUCACUGGAUUUUGUUCUUGAUCCUGAAUUCACUGUCAAAGGCAGUGUACUACAAAAUGACUAUGAUUGCAAUUGUAACAAUAAAAGAACACUACAAUUUGUUCAUUUUCUUGGGGGGUUCCAUUUGGAGUUGUACUUGAUUUUCAUUGCUACUUUAGGGUUCUUAUGCUUAUUACUUCUGAGGAGAGGAAAACUAAAAUUUUCCACACAGAGAUUGUCACCAGUUGCAAAGAGAACUGCUGUGGUUUGAGGCAAUUGAUAGAUUUGUUGUUUGUAUUAUUAAAUUUUGUUGUAUAUUAGGGUGGGUGAAGAAGGAAAGACCUUUUUCCCAUGUAAUAUGUAAAAAUAUUUUUCAUAUGGUUAAUGUAAGUUCAAAUAUUACAUAAAAUUAGUUAGUCCUAUGCAAUUACUUUUUGCAGAUGGCUAAUGUUACUCUAUUCCUUUGUUGAUUUA